AUGAAACCGCCGUCAUUCAAGGGAGGAAUAGAACUAAUGAAAGUUGAAGCAUGGGUGCUGGGAAUAGAGAAACUGUUUGAAGUAUUUCCUUGUACCGAAGUCCAGAAAGUGCAACUUGCCGCCUUCACUCUUGAAGACGAGGCGCGAAGAUGGUGGAUGCUUACGAGAACUGUGCAUCAAGGUUUAACAUGGGAUAGAUUUUUGGAGCUGUUCUAUGAUAAGUACUUUCCCCAAAGUAUACGAGAUAAAAAGGUGACUGAAUUUGAAACUCUAAGACAAGGAAGUAAGACCGUUGCAGAAUAUGAAGCUCAAUAUGCAGAACUAGCUCGGUUUGCGCCUCAUAUGGUGGAUACGGAUUAUAAGAAGGCACGAAAAUUUGAAGGGGGAUUACGGGGUGCUAUCCUAGACCGGGUCAAUAUGUUGAAGCUACCUACUUAUGUCGAUGUGUUAGAAAGGGCUGUUAUAGCAGAAGGAAACCUUGCUGCUCAGAAUCGGAUUUCCGAGUGGAAAGGGAAGAGGCAGAACAAUCAAUGGUCAAAGGGGUUAGUCACCCCCACCAAGUAA
Molecule: messenger RNA, 564 nt
Organism: Camellia sinensis
Lineage: Eukaryota; Viridiplantae; Streptophyta; Magnoliopsida; Ericales; Theaceae
Source: RefSeq, a predicted model, not a curated record